Ochlerotatus camptorhynchus is the source of this 2084-nucleotide messenger RNA. RefSeq lists its product as uncharacterized. Gene Ontology annotation, biological process: long-chain fatty acid metabolic process; fatty-acyl-CoA biosynthetic process. Lineage: Eukaryota; Metazoa; Arthropoda; Insecta; Diptera; Culicidae. Bases 258 to 1856 code for a protein of 532 amino acids. The transcript is spliced from 3 exons. Gene Ontology annotation, molecular function: long-chain fatty acid-CoA ligase activity. The record is from RefSeq and is a predicted model, not a curated record.
CCUAAAGCCAAUGUAAAUCUAUCACGAUGGUCUCAAAUAGAACCAGAACAACAAAUUCAGAUCCAUUUUGCCAUCUCGAGGUCAUCGGUGCAAUAAACCACGACCAGGUAAUUUUCAUGAUCUACAGUUCUACAAAAACCCGACACCUGGGUAGUUGGAAAGUAGUUGCAAGCUUUCUCCAGCAUAAAUAACCCUCUCAGUUUGCAUUCAACCGACCAACGAUUCACAAAGGACAUUAAACGUCGUUCCACAACAACAUGGCCAAGUACAACCCUACUGAGAAAACCUGGUCCGGUCCGGUGCAACCCGGAAUACUCAAUCCGGAGGCCAAUGUGGGCCAAGUGGUUCUAGAUCUGCUCUCGAGGACCCCGGAUAAGGUGAUCCAGAUCAACGCCGACACCGGAUGUGAGAUGACAUGCGCCGAGAUGAAGCGUCGAAUCGUUCGGGUGGCUCUUAAUCUAAAGAAGUUAGGCUACCGACUUGGAGAUUUGGUAUCGCUGGCGUGCACCAACAGUGAGAACGUGGUUCCGGUGUAUUUUGGAUGUGUGACAAUGGGUUUGGCGGUAAAUCCACUGGCUCCGGUGUUCAACCGGGACGAUCUGGCUCACAUGAUGCGCCUAACGCAGUCGAAGAUUGUGUUCUGCGAUGAGAACAAUCGGGAAGUGGUUGAAGAAGCUGUGAGCGAAGCUAUUCGAGAAGCACCCCGAAUCUACGUGAUGGGAGUCGGUAGUGGUAGUGCCUCAUCCGUUGAUGAGCUGCUUGCUUCGAUGGAAGAAGAGCAGUUCUUUGAACCUCCAUAUUUGGGAGGUUCAAAUACGCUCACAGCGACGAUUCUGUGCUCUUCGGGCACUACCGGUCUACCGAAGGGAGUAUGCCUUUCGCAUGCCCACCAAAUUGGGGUAGAACUUUUUUCGGAUACGCUGAACGCCGGACCGAUCUUCAACUUCAGUCCCCUAUUCUGGAUGACUGGUUUGUUUGCGGCGCAUAAUUCCUUGCUCUACAAUCGACCGCGUGUCAUCACCACGCAACCUUUCAGUGCCGAAGCGUUUUUCUCGAUCAUCGAGAAGUACCGCGUGGAAGACGUCUUCACACCACCAUCGGCCAUUGCUGCCAUCCAGGGUCAUCCCAGAUACGAUACUGUGGAACUUGCGAGCUUAAAACGAUGGAUUCUCGGAGGCACUACAGUUUCACCUGAACUGGUAACCUGUCUAUCUCAACGGUUCAAUGCUAUCGAUAUAAAAGCUGUGUACGGCUGUUCUGAGUGUGGUGUCGUCACCUCUCCCAUGGCUUUAACUGGAACGUUGACCAGGAACAUGACGGUUAAGAUCGUGGAAGAAAACGGACGAAAGCUGGGACCCAACGAGAAGGGUGAAAUUUGCAUCAAAAGCAAAUAUCGGUUUUUGGGCUACCUCAACAAUAAGGAGAUGACAGCGAACGCGUUCGAUGCCGAAGGGUUCUACAAAACCGGAGACAUUGGCUAUUUUGAUUCGGAUGGUUUCCUGCAGGUGGUUGAUCGCAUCAAGGACAUCAUCAAGUUUAUGAACUAUCAGAUAUCUCCGUCGGAUUUGGAAGACAUCAUACUGCAGAUCGACGGAGUCCGGCAGGUUUGCGUCGUCGGAGUCCCAACGGCUGAUCAAUCGUCCGAUCUUGUGACGGCAAUGAUUGUGCUUCAGCCGGGAUCACGCUUGACGGCACGGUCGGUGGUGGACACGGUGAACGGCCAGGUUGGCGACUACAAACGGCUGAGAGGUGGAGUGCACUUCGUUGAUCAGCUACCGAUGACACCUGCCGGGAAGGUACUUCGACGUGCGGUCAAGGAGAUGGUUGUGGUUAGGGUUGGUGAGACGCAUAUUUAAUUGCAGCUAUUGUAUUAAGGAAGCUAAACGAUUCAAAUUUAAUAUAUUAUCUUCCAAAGCCAUUAUUCAACAGUCAGGUUUGAUUGUUCAAAAUCUUGAACAACUAAAACGUUGCAGGGCAACAAGAUCAAAUAAGUAAAUCGACUAAGUAAUUGAAUAGAACCUAAGCGACCGUUUCUGUCACUGGUUUGCUUUCUGUGACGACAUUUUAAAGAAAAAGUUACUCGA